This is a messenger RNA of Penicillium hordei, 1206 nucleotides long. RefSeq names its product acetyl-CoA transporter. The coding region runs from base 1 to 1206 and encodes 401 amino acids. The transcript has a single exon. The record is from RefSeq and is a predicted model, not a curated record. Gene Ontology annotation, cellular component: membrane. Lineage: Eukaryota; Fungi; Ascomycota; Eurotiomycetes; Eurotiales; Aspergillaceae. Gene Ontology annotation, molecular function: acetyl-CoA transmembrane transporter activity.
AUGCAACAUGACCAAGUGCUCUCCCCAAUUGGCCAGGGCCAUGACACGAGGCAAUGGACUUACUGGAGGAACAUGACCCUUCUCUUCCUCCUAUACUUCAGCCAAGGGGUCAUUGCAGGCUUGGUUGGGGGCACCUUCCCAGUUGUGCUCAGAGAGAGACUCUCCUAUGGGCGAAAUGGUCUCUUCUCCAUCGCGCUUUAUCCAUAUUCAUUGAAAGCGUUAUGGAGUCCAUUAAUCGACGCCAUGAGGAAUCGGCAACUGGGCCACCGAAAGGGUUGGAUUGUUCCAGCGCUGGUCAUUUCAGGGUUGAGUCUGCUGAUACUGGGGUUGAAUAUGCCCUUGUUUAUGAAGAUGAUAUUGUCAGCAAAUGCUGGAGUGGUGCUCGUCGUAACUAUACUGUUGGUGGUUGUGUUAGCCAGUGCCACCCAGGGCGCUGCAGCGGACGGAUGGGCUCUGGAACUGUUUUCUCGGGACCAUGCCCACCACGUCUCGAUCACUCAUCAUCUGGGUAUGGUGCUGGGUGAAUUCUUCUCGUACUCGGCGUUCUUAUGGAUUGCGUCGCUCCGGUCUGACAGUCCACCCCAAGCACAAACACCCAAUGGUAUUGAUCACCUAUUGUCGGGCUUCGUGACAUUCUGUGCUUUGAUCAAUUUGGGGCUCGCGCUCCCUUGUGUGCUAAGUACGCCUGAGGUCAUUUUCCCGGGCCAGGAGCGGCAGACAAUGUCAGUCAAGGCCGCGUAUAAGAGGACGUUGGAAUUAUUUGGUCUGAAGCCACUUCUAAUGACCACCCUAGUGCAUCUUCUCUCUCAAAUCUCCUUUGAAGCGCACGAUGCCGCCACCAACCUCAAGCUAUUGGACCAGGGCUUUGGGGAAGCCAACCUAGCCAUCGUAUCUACAAUUGAUCUCGUCAUGGACAUGCUGAGCUCGUACAGCACGAAAUUCCUCUGUGUCAAAUUUCGCCCCCUUGAACUCUGGUGUUGGGCAUUUGUUGGCCGUACAAUUGCCGUGCUUCUAGCACAACUUAUUAUCGCUUUAAAUUCUGGGCCCCGAGACCCAAAUCACCCUUUGCUUUUCGCCCUGGUGGUGGUAGAGCACGCUUGUUCAACUAGUACAGCUACCAUUAUGUUCGUGUCCUUUCUCACAUUCCACCUGCAAGUAUCCGACCCAGCAUUCGGAAGCACUUACCUCACACUGUUGGCAACGUAA